Messenger RNA from Rhineura floridana, 2092 nucleotides. RefSeq lists its product as uncharacterized. Lineage: Eukaryota; Metazoa; Chordata; Lepidosauria; Squamata; Rhineuridae. The record is from RefSeq and is a predicted model, not a curated record. The coding region runs from base 369 to 626 and encodes 85 amino acids. The transcript is spliced from 2 exons.
UCUCCGAGGGGGGAGGGAGUCCUAAAACUUUCCUCUCCUUUCUUGUUAGUACCAUGAGAAAGCCUUCCUACUUCCAAAGUGAAAGUGCAAGAAGUAGAGUGGUUUUUUAAUAGCUGAUAGCAAAGAGUGGGAGGAAUUCAGGCUUGCUCAUUUUAAUUGGAAGCAGCCGUUAUUCUUUUUCUUUUCCUUUUUUCUUUUUAGCUCUUUUUAAGCCCCACAAGUUCUCCAAAUAUAUAUGUAGAAAGGAAGUCUACAGAUUGAUAAGUUCAUAAGCUAAUUAGCCGUUUAUAACUGAGCUGACUAAGCCUCUGGGGAAAAAAGCUCACACUUCUUCGGCGACCGGAACCGGAAACCCAGUGGGUGUGUUUAUGAGUUACGCUGUACUCAGGGGAGUCAUUCAGCCAUACAAAGAAGAAGACGAAGGAGACGAAGACGGAGACGGAGACGAAGACGGAGACGAAGAUGGAGACGGAGACAAAGACGGAGACGAAGACGGAGAAGACGAAGAAGACGAAGACGGAGAAGACGAAGAUGGAGAAGACGAAGACGGAGAAGACGGAGAAGACGAAGACGAAGACGAAGACGAAGAAGUAUACACCAGAAUGCCCAAAGUCAUGGAUGGCUAAUUUAGAGUUCUCAGAUUAUUAUUUAUAUUUCUUAAAUAUUAUGAUUCAUUUGGAGCAUGCCAUAGCAUCCACCUUCACUCUGUCUAAUGGUGAACAAUGUACGCCAGCAGCAGGGAAUCUUUUUUUAGCCAGAAGGCUGCAUUCUUUUCUGGGUAAUUCUCGGGAUGGGGGGGUACACGCCAGUGGAGGGAUGAGCCAGAAGCAAAAAUGGGCAGGCAAAGAAUUUUGUCUUUAAAUGUAAACUACCUUUUGACUAGUUUCUGCACACACUCACACACCUCUCCCUAUCCUCUAUCGAGGCGAACAAAAAGUAUUAUUAGACUUCAAGGCAAAAACUCUCAAGAAGGGGGUGAAGCAAAGUUGGUAAAGGGUAUGACCUGGAGAAAGAGGGUGUGGCUGGGGAGGGGUGUGACCUGGGGAAUGUCCCAAGGGCCAGAUAGACAGCACUGGAGAGCCACAUUUGGCCCUUAGGCCUGAGAUUCCUCAACCUUGGAAUAAGCAAAAGAAAAAUCUGGGUGGGCAAGGCAGAUCCAGAUUCAGGACUGUAAGCUCUUAUAUUUCUACAAUUCAGUUAGAAUGAAUUCAACAGAAAAAUGGCCUCCCUCCCAAGAAGGUAAUCUAAGGAGGAUGGAGGACAUUUGGUUAGCAAUUUAUUUUUAGUUCACUUUAAAAAAAGAAACAGAUCUAUCACAUGUAACAAAGCAUGGCAUAAAAUAAGCAAGAGGAAAAUAUAUUAACAGUAGCUUUGAACCUACAGGCUAGAUAUAAAUGCAGAUGUUCAUUUCAGGAACAGUUGUGUUAUCCAAUGAUUACAGUUCGUUACUUUUAUGUGGUGCUGGCAUAAUAAGAAGGCAAAACUUUGUCAAAGAGUUUGAUGCAGCAUCAAACUGCCUGAAGACAGGUGUGUUAUAAUUAGACUGAUGUGUUCCCCAAAGGUAAAACAUUUGUGUUAAUACCUAAAUUAAUUCCAAUGCUACUAACAAGCACGUGUGGUAGAAGCUGAUAAUUAUCUUGCAGCAUUGUAUUGAAACACUUGGAACAUCCAGGGAUGUCAGCAAGGACUUGCCUACUAUUAUCUUAAAAAAAUUAGAGCACAAGGCAAAAAAUAAACAGCAUUUGCACUCUAAUUGCCACCUGCAAUUGACUUCCAAGUCCAAUUGAUCAUGGUUCUUGGUAAUAUAAUGUAUAUUUUGCCCUAUAGAACCUUAUUACAUGUAAUAAUCACUUUUCUUUCUUUCUCGUCCCCAUUUCCAAUAGGAGUGACAAUAGCAAUGAUAUGACAAUCGUAUAUCAUGGGUUGCUUUCAAGGGUGCAUUGACAGGGGUGCAAAUCCAGUGCCAUAUGGCACAUUUCUUGUGUUUAAAACUUUGAUCUCAGCAUAUGGCUCCCCCCUUUUCUUCUUUCCAGAUCAACAGUUUCUUUCAUCUUGAAUAUUUGUGUGGUGACAGCAGCUACAACAUUUACAC